GGAUGUCAGAGUGGGGUUGAACGGGACGUUCUUCUGCUCGUCCCCUGUCUUGACUUGACCGUUCUUCGUUUCUGAAUUCGUGGUCCGAUUGACGGGCUUUCAACAUACCAAAAUGGCUCAACUAUCUCUACGUUUGGCUUCUUCGAUAGCAAGACAAUUACCAAACGCUACGAUCCAGAUAAAAUGGCCUGCUGUCAGCAUUGCUUCAUGCAAAUACCAUGUAUCCUGCAGCCGCCGGUCUGCAGAAAUCUCUUCCAUUCUGGAAGAACGUAUACUUGGUUCAGCUCCAAAGACCAAUCUUGAAGAAACUGGUAGGGUACUCAGCAUUGGUGAUGGUAUUGCUCGUGUCUAUGGGCUAAAAAAUAUUCAAGCAGAUGAGAUGGUAGAAUUUAGUUCAGGGUUAAAGGGUAUGGCUCUGAACUUGGAACCUGAUAAUGUUGGUGUUGUCGUAUUUGGUAAUGACAGGCACAUUAAGGAAGGAGACAUAGUCAAACGUACUGGAGCCAUUGUGGACGUACCAGUCGGUGAAGAAUUAUUGGGGCGUGUUGUAGACGCGUUAGGUAAUCCUAUCGAUGGUAAAGGACCUCUUAACAACAAAUUGAGAUUCCGUAUUGGUACCAAAGCACCCGGUAUCAUCCCCAGGGUGUCUGUAAGAGAACCUAUGCAAACUGGAAUCAAAGCUGUAGAUUCUCUGGUACCCAUUGGUCGUGGUCAGCGUGAGUUGAUCAUUGGUGACAGACAGACUGGAAAAACCGCGCUUGCCAUUGAUACUAUUAUUAAUCAAAAAAGAUUCAACGAUGCAGGAGAUGAAAAGAAGAAAUUGUACUGUAUCUAUGUUGCCAUUGGUCAGAAGAGAUCUACUGUAGCUCAAAUUGUGAAACGUUUGACAGACAGUGCAGCCAUCAGUUACACCAUCAUUGUCUCUGCAACUGCUUCCGAUGCAGCUCCUUUGCAGUAUUUGGCUCCUUAUUCUGGGUGUGCUAUGGGAGAAUUCUUUAGAGAUAACGGCAAACAUGCUUUGAUCAUUUACGACGACUUGUCGAAGCAAGCUGUAGCCUACCGACAAAUGUCUUUGCUGUUGAGACGACCACCAGGUCGUGAGGCCUACCCUGGUGAUGUAUUCUACCUCCAUUCCCGUCUUCUUGAACGAGCGGCUAAAAUGAACGAGACUCUGGGAGGUGGUUCAUUAACUGCCCUGCCCGUCAUUGAAACCCAGGCUGGUGAUGUGUCCGCCUACAUUCCCACGAAUGUCAUUUCGAUCACUGACGGUCAGAUCUUCUUGGAAACUGAAUUAUUCUACAAAGGUAUUCGUCCCGCCAUUAACGUAGGUUUGUCGGUGUCCCGUGUCGGAUCUGCUGCCCAGACUAAGGCCAUGAAACAGGUCGCUGGUUCGAUGAAACUGGAAUUGGCCCAGUACCGUGAAGUAGCAGCUUUCGCCCAAUUCGGUUCUGAUUUGGAUGCUGCGACCCAACAACUUUUGAACCGUGGUGUUAGAUUAACAGAGCUUUUGAAACAAGGACAAUAUGUACCCAUGGCUAUCGAAGAACAAGUAGCUGUUAUCUACUGUGGUGUUCGUGGAUACCUUGACAAAAUGGAACCCACAAAAAUUACUGCCUUUGAAAAAGAAUUCCUUGCGCACAUCAGAUCUUCCCAACGGGACCUCUUAGACACCAUUGCCAAGGAAAAUACCAUUAGCGAAGCAUCUGACGCGAAAAUGAAGAAAAUCGUGACUGAUUUCCUUGCAUCGUUCUCGCAAUAAAUUGUCAGUAUAAAUAAAUAAUAUUUCUCUGCUAUGCAAGAGCCAUGUGCAAAUGAUAUUCAUUAUCAUGUUAGUUUUUAAUGUAUACCACUUGCACAUUAUAAAUAUUAUUACGAAGAAAGAAUUCCACAAUCGAACGCUGAACACGAUAGUCUUACACAAAUACUUGUACUCAUUACAUGUUGAUCGUUAUAAAGUAUCAUAAUUGGUUAUUGCCAACGUUUGCUUCUCCCGGACGAAAAUUUCAUUCAUAGCAGAAGCGGGAGGAGUGUCAGAGAGAGAUGAGUAAUAAAGUUCUAGAAUUUUUUCAAA
This is a messenger RNA of Megalopta genalis, 2071 nucleotides long. RefSeq names its product ATP synthase subunit alpha blw, mitochondrial (gene blw). Gene Ontology annotation, biological process: proton motive force-driven ATP synthesis; proton transmembrane transport. Lineage: Eukaryota; Metazoa; Arthropoda; Insecta; Hymenoptera; Halictidae. Gene Ontology annotation, molecular function: ADP binding; proton-transporting ATP synthase activity, rotational mechanism; ATP binding. The record is from RefSeq and is a predicted model, not a curated record.